This is a messenger RNA of Klebsormidium nitens, 1021 nucleotides long. The record is from the annotation of a GenBank genome assembly. NCBI's taxonomy places the organism in Eukaryota, Viridiplantae, Streptophyta, Klebsormidiophyceae, Klebsormidiales, Klebsormidiaceae.
AUGCCAACCCAGGCUGAUGGAGAAGAGUUGUCGCUCGCAGCCACUGGCAGCUUCAGCUGCUGGACGCUUGAGUCGGGCCAGGGGGAACAGGUGGCGCCUUUCGCGCGGCUGGUUUCUAUGCUGAACUUCAAAUGGUUUGCUGAAGUCCCGGGCCUGGGGGGACACGUGGCGCCCAUUGCGCGGCUGGUUUUUAUGUGGUAUACGUCUCAGCCACAAACAACCUGCCUGGGGGCUGCUAGCAGUGCUGCUGUGCCACUGGAGAAACCGUCUUCUGAAAAUGUCUACGCAUGGAUGGUCACCCACAGUUCAGCACCCCGCCGAAUGCUGCUGCAAGUGAACACUACACUCAACGCCUUACUUGCGGGUUACGGCGACCUCCGCAAUGGCACAUCGAACCUUGUGAAUGAAACAAAUGGUCUUGUCGACAACGAGAUUGACGACAUUCAAAUUGCUGGAGGAGAAUUGGUCAACAUUGUCACUCAAACCCCCCCAGAUGUGAACAGUCCUGACUGUAACAACGCCCCACCACCCAGUAAGGGUGAAACUGCACCAAACUGCAAUGGAGAGAACUUCUAUUGCAGCAAGUCCGCACAAGGUGUGUGCAACUGCCAGGCUUCAAGCACUUCGCUAUUGUUCAAGUGUGCGCCAAGCUUUCAAUGUGGUGUUGGACUAGGUGCGGCUCCAGCAUGUGUGCCGGUUUAAGCUGAUGGAAAAGUCGAUGGUUAGGUGAAGAUAUUGUCAUUUGCGGGACAACUGCCUUUUUGUAUUGCCUUUUCGCUCUAGAUAGUUGCGUAUACCAUAUUUUGCAAGGUCGUUUGUUUCAUUUUAGUUUUGUUAUAUCAAUCCGCAAACUCACGUUAGGUAGGUCAAUUAACCUUGUAUAAUACGAGGGUAAUUUUUGAAAGAAUUGACGAGUUGUAAUGUAAGUAAACAUAUAGUAGUUUCCAUCCACAAAUGCACAUAUAAUGGGAAGUAACAGAUGUUGGAUGUGAUAUUAUUCAUUUGCAAAUAAAUGUGAGAU